AUGAAUUUUAUUGAUGAAGAAGACUAUGAUUAACCCUUAGAUUGUGAAGACAUUUUAUUUAAUACAAAUAUAUUUGAUAACCUUCCUACUCCAGAACAUAGCAAAUCUACAGAAGAUUUGGAAUAAAAAUUUAAGGAUGAAAGAAAGCAAAGGAUUCUAAAAAAGAGAAUUGAAAAAAAAUAAAAAGUUAAAACAGAAGUUGUUUAAACUAUGUCCAAAGAUGAAUUAAGGAAAUAAAGAAAUAGAAAUUCUGCUCAAUUAUCAAGAGAUAAGAAAAAAAUCAUAUAUGAUAAUCUAGUACAAGAUAAUAAGGAUUAUUAUAAUGUUUUAAAAAAGAAAGAUGAGUAAAUUUAAUUAUUAAAUGAAGAAAAUAAUCAUUUAAGAUUAAGAGUUCAAUAUUUAGAGGAAAUCAAGUAAAUUAUUAAAUAUAAUAUUAGUUAAUAAUAUAAAUGUAUACAUUGUGUAUAAGAUGAUGAAAUUUAAAUAUCUAGAAUAAAUGUAAUAACAAAAUCUAAAAUGAUGAAUUAUGGAUUACUUUCUCUUUUAACUAUAACAUGCAUUUUGUCAAUUAUCAAUAAUAAUUAAGAAUACAAUCCAAAACCAAUUGCUUUAUCAUAAUUAUCAAAUUAGAGAUAUGAUUUUUUGAGUCCAAAAUUAUCUUAGAGGAAUCAAACCUCUUUAUUUAGUUAAGAAUCUAAUUUUGCUAUUCCUGCUCAUACAUUUUAAAAUUAAACUUUAUUUUAUAAUUGUACAGGAAAAGAUAAGGAAUGUCAAAACUUUUUAAAUAUAGUCAAGGCAGAAAAUGCUGAUAAUAUUUAUUUUGUUAAUGAUGAUACCGAUCAUACACCAGCUAAUCGUGUACAUAAUUUUGAAAUGGGAGAAGAUGUUUAUCUAAUGAAAAUAAAAUAGGAUGAUGAAGAUAACUUUGUAAUUUUUAGAGCAAGAUGCCAAAUAAUAGAGAAUAACUCACUUGCUCUUGAGAGGAAUACUUAUGAAGAAUAUAAUAAUAGUUAACAGUAUUGA
This is a messenger RNA of Paramecium pentaurelia, 1023 nucleotides long. The record is from the annotation of a GenBank genome assembly. NCBI's taxonomy places the organism in Eukaryota, Ciliophora, Oligohymenophorea, Peniculida, Parameciidae.